This is a messenger RNA of Dioscorea cayenensis subsp. rotundata (Guinea yam), 2601 nucleotides long. RefSeq lists its product as uncharacterized. The transcript is spliced from 7 exons. NCBI's taxonomy places the organism in Eukaryota, Viridiplantae, Streptophyta, Magnoliopsida, Dioscoreales, Dioscoreaceae. Bases 133 to 2106 code for a protein of 657 amino acids. The record is from RefSeq and is a predicted model, not a curated record.
GCCAUUCCGUUCCUCUCAUCUUUCUCAUUUUUAGAAAACAUUCUUCUCUGUUUUCCGUUUCCCUUUUUUCCACCAUGAAUCCCUAAUUUAAACCCUUCCUUUUCUCCAUCUCCAUCUCCAUCUCCACCGAUCAUGGCCUCCUCCGUCGCCCGGAUUCCCGCCGCCGAUGAGUGGCGUGUAUCCACCUUCUCCCAUCCCUCCUUCUCGAACCACCUCAAGCUUCGCGUCCGCAUCCCUUCCUCCGAUCCUGAUGACGAUCUCAAUCUCAACAAGGAUGGCGUUGCGGUCUCUGCUUCUCAGUCUCAGAGACGGCUUUCUCGGGUUGUUGAUCGAUGGACUCCUCGUGAACCUCGCGAGAUCUCUUCCACCAUCGAGCGCCAGGCUCAUCAGGCUGAGAUCUCCGCUCUGACCAACAUCUCCCAGCCGGUUUCGGCCCGUGCUGCUUCUUUCCUCCGUGAUACCUCGCCGGGGUUGUCUGAGUGCUCUGGAAACAGCGUUGACUUGCCCCGUAACGUUCGCGCGUCGUCGUUGAUCCAGAUGUGGCGGGAGAUCGAGGCUGAGUCUGUGCCCACUCCCACUCCUCUCUCCACCGCCGAUUCGGGGACCAACGUUAUUGUCUCUAUUUCGUCCGAUGAGCCCUCGGUUAUCUCCAAUGACUCUGAGGUUUAUGCUGGUUGGGAUUCUGAUAACGCUGCGAGCGAGCCGGCGAAUGCUCCAAUGUUGCCGGAGAGUGAGGGGAGUCGGGUUGGACAUAUAGUGAAGCUGCUGAGUUCCGGCAGCCAGAAAUUGAGCUCUGAGGAGAAUGGGAGCGAUGAGAGUGAGCACUUGGGUGGAGAAGGCUUAUUUUCAGGGUUAACUCGUUUGCGGAUUAGAAGAAGGUAUGAUAUCGAGGGAUUGAUGGCGAGGAUGGAUCAAGAGAGACGCACGGAACUCGAUACUCUGAAAGAACGGCAGGCAGUAUCCCGGUUCUCGCAUCGUGGUAGGAUUCAGACGUUGCUUAGGCUUAUGCUCUUGCGACGAGAAGUAUCAGCUGAAGCUCAGGAACGACACAGUUCAAAACCAGCAGAAUUAAACCAAUUGCAGAGUAGAUCCACUAUUGUUGUCUUAAGGGAGAAGUUUAACCUUAAAGACCAGCAGGAAAGAGAAGUCCGGACUGCUGAGAACUCUGGAAGCUCCUCACAUAUUGAGCUCCCAAUUAAUUCUCAGGAUUCCUGUGAUAGUGGCUUAAAUGAUCAGUUUCCGUUGGAUGAGAAUGUUUGUGAAGAAGCGUUGUCGUCAAGAGAUUCAGAAAGCACGCCACCAGAACCCAACUCGCCACAAUCUCGAAAUGAAGACCAACAUGAGGGAAGUCCAACCCCGGAUUUCUCAUGGGAGGAAAGAAGUUUGGACGGAAGCAAUAUUGACUGGGGCAGGCCUUCGAAUUCUUCUUCACAUUGUUGGCAAGCUGAGGCUGUAAUACAGGAACCAGAGCCAUAUAUUCCACAGAAUACACUACAUACAGAGUGCACCUGGAUGAGUACUCCAAAUCCAAAUCAGUGGGGAGAUUUAGUAGUAAGUGGCCGAGCUUUGGCCGAUGGCUUUCUUGAGAAUUUCUCUGAAAAUGUGGAGAUCCGUGAACUCCUGCAAAGAAGACCAGUUUCAACAUCCCUUGCAAGUGACUUCCGGGACAGGAUGGAUAGGUUGAUGCUGACUCUUCUACGCAAACAAGCUCAACAGUGUUAUUAUGAUGAGAAUUUUGCGGCAGAGGAUGAAGAGCAACCUGUUUGGAGGCAGAAUAUUGAAUUCCAUGAUGCCAAUCAAGUUGCAUCCUCAUCAUUGGUACCUUUACCAUUUCAGACUGUUCAUCAUCCUGGGAACUGGGAGCAAGCUUCCGUGGAAAUGGAGGCCGGAAAUGAUUUAAGAAGUGAGAUAACUCAAAUCCAUAACGAAAUCCGUGAACUGCGGAAAUUGGUGGAAAGCUGCAUGGAAUGGCAAGUGAGGUUGCAACAACAUUCUAUCAAGCCGGAGGUUCCUGCCUCAGUUUCCAAGUCAGUCAAGAUACAGAACACUUUCUCACAAUUCCAACUGGGCACCGACAAAGAAAAGCAACUGUUGCAUCUGCUAUGAAAUGCAAGUUGACACACUGCUCUACAGGUGUGGACAUAUGUGUACUUGUUUCAAGUGUGCUCAUGACUUACUAUGGAGCAGUGGAAGAUGCCCAGUUUGCAGAGCUCUAAUUGUGGAUGUUGUGAAGGCGUGUUCUAAUUUCUAACUACGUUUUUUGAUAAACCCUAACAUCUUUUUUUUCUUCUUCCUCAAGGUGAUGAUGAUGCUGUUUAAGCACCAUGACACAGAGCAGCAACCUUUUGGAAAAAAAUAUUAUUGAUAACCUUAUAUAUUAUAUAUAUAGAUAAAUAUAUAGAAUUAUACAGUUCUCUAACAUGUGUAGGUAUUUAAUAAUAAUAUAUAAAUAGAUGGAUGGAAUUUGACAUCAAAAAACAAUGUCAUUUCAAUUCUAGAUAUGUAUUUAUAUUGAUUCUAUUGGAAUAGGUUUUGGACGUAGAAGAUAAUAAUCAAAAUUUAGGGAAGAAGUAAGAGGUGUUACUCUUCUGCAUUCUUUUA